AAUGGUCAUAUUCAAGUAAAACAGACGAGAUCGUUGCGAGGUCGCGUUGCAGUGCCGUUCGUCACCAUCACUGAAAUACAUGCAUUAUGACACCCACCGGCUUUCAAAAUUUGAAAGCUUCUGGCAAACUCCGAGAAUCGAGUCUCUGGAUUCUGAUGGUGAUCGGCGAUGUUCUCUGUAAUACUAAUUAGCUUAUAAGUCCCACUGGUGUCUGAGGGUGGCUUGAGCGCUGGUAUUCUACGGUGCCCUUUCUUCAUGGCGUCCACCGAACUCGCUACGGAGCGUGCUCUGUACAUUGGAAAUACCAUUGCUACAGUCAUUUAUGGAGGAAUUGUAUUCAUAUAUGGCUACUCUACCUACCUGCUCAUGGCCUCGAGGAAGCCAAUACCGCGCAGGCUAUUCUACAUAAGUUUUGGAGGCCUUCUCUUACUUCUCUUGACAAUCGCCAGCGCCAGUAAUCUAGCCUUUGGAGAAUUGAUGUGGAUAGAACAGCGAAACGACCCUGGUGGCCCCCCUGCAUUCUUUGCUGCCAACUUGUCCGCGUGGUACAAUGUCUUCGGCACAGCGGCAGACACUGCCGCAAAUAUUUUAACAGACGGACUCUUGCUUUAUCGCUGUUACAUUAUUUGGGGCUCAAGGUUGCGAGUAAUUGUCAUUCCUGCAAUUAUAUUCUUGGGAUCUACUACUAUGUCGGUCAUGAUGGUGAUUGAGAGCGCCGUGCCAAUGUCAAAUAUAUGGCAGGGCCUUGCCGCACGAUUUGGCAUUUCAUGGGUGGCAUUAACUGUCGGCUUUAACAUUAUCGUGACUGGACUGAUCACUUUCCGGCUGCUAUCUAUCCAUCACAGAGUACAAUCUAUCCUCAGCAAUGAACAGAAGAGUGUUUACACAGGCGCUGUAGCGAUCCUAGCGGAAUCUGCCCUCCCGUUCACAGUUCUCGGGAUCGUCUAUAUCGCCACCUAUAUCAAAGGCAUCCCAAGUGCAACAGCGGUAGGAAUAGUUUGGGGAACCUUUGCGGUCUUGACACCCCAGCUCAUCAUUUUAAGGGUCGCUUCAGGAGUUGCAUGGUCGAAAGACACAGAAUCUAGCAUCACUCAAACCACCCUGCAUGACUCAUUUUCUGGCAGUAGUAACACGAUCAUCAAGAAUGCCUAGGUUGGGACAUGUGGUCCCACGUCCAUCUUCAACCAUUACUGCAGAUAUUGGACAUUGCCAACUACUUAGCUUUCGGGUUGCGUUACAUUGCUUGCAUUAUGAGUGCUCAUGGCUGCUUAUGCUUACACCCCAUUCAUACUGUUGUUUAGUCCGAGUCCGCCCGUUCAUUCUUGAAUAAACAAACUGCGGUUCAUCCAAAUAACGGUCCCGGAGGCGUCGAUGAACAUAUGGCCAGGUUAGGAUUGGUUGAAU
Suillus clintonianus is the source of this 1404-nucleotide messenger RNA. RefSeq lists its product as uncharacterized. The transcript is spliced from 5 exons. NCBI's taxonomy places the organism in Eukaryota, Fungi, Basidiomycota, Agaricomycetes, Boletales, Suillaceae. Bases 256 to 1152 code for a protein of 298 amino acids. The record is from RefSeq and is a predicted model, not a curated record.